Messenger RNA from Morone saxatilis (striped sea-bass), 1837 nucleotides. RefSeq names its product thioredoxin-related transmembrane protein 2-B. Lineage: Eukaryota; Metazoa; Chordata; Actinopteri; Moronidae. The record is from RefSeq and is a predicted model, not a curated record. Gene Ontology annotation, cellular component: membrane-bounded organelle. Gene Ontology annotation, biological process: brain development. Gene Ontology annotation, molecular function: disulfide oxidoreductase activity.
AGGAGAACAUCAUCCGAGAGUUCAACCUGAACGAGCUCUACCAGAAAUCCAAGAAGCUCAACAAGACUAAAGGAGACAAGGUCGGCCAAUCCCAGUUCCCACCGGUCCCUGAGGAGGACGAGUCGGAGCAGCAAGGAGCCGACACCCAGGCGGAGGACUCCGAAUCCAAGAAGGACAAAUAAAGAUGGUGGGUAUCACUUGGCUGGGACUCCUGGAUGAAACUUGUGGCUCUUCUUCCCCUCUCCUCGUCAGUGUUCAGUUUGUUCACCCGAGAAUCAGAACAGGACUGAAAGACCAUCAGAGAGCGUUUUAUUCUUAAAGUUGCCACAGUACCACACCAUUUAACACCAAACGUCCUAUAAACCCAGUCUGUUGUCCCUUUUACUAAAGAAUAAAAGCAUACUUUAGAGCAGGAGCAAAGCGGGACACAGUAAACCAGCUUUAGAAUGAGGUGGUGAUGUUAAACCCUGGUCCAGUAUAUCAGUGUAAGGCCUGGGAAUGUUUCUGAUGGUCCGAGUCUGAGUGACUGCUAAUGUAGAGUCAGUUAACUAACCAACAGUAAGGGAGCAGUGAAUGUGAUGCUACUUUGUUGUUGUUUCUGAUCUAGAUAAUUUAAUUUAAUCCAGAGUAGAUUUUUUAAUGAUUAACUGUAUAUUCAUGUAAACUAAGUUAUAACUCUCUGGUUCUACCGUAGGCUGUCCUCACAUAGAAGUCAUUGGCAGUGUUAAACAUUACAUUCAGGUUUCUGCUGGUUUAGGUUGGAAGUGGGAGAUACAAUACGGGAGUGCUUGUUUAACAUCAACCAAUCUGCAUGAGCCGGGCGGUGUUAGACAAGUUCACUAAUAGUCAGAGAGCACCCUGUUCAUCCCUGUGGACUUUAUUGUGAGCUCUGCUGUCAUCCAACCUUCCCUCACACAGCAUUCAUCAGUUUCAUUAGAUUUUUUUCAGAUUCCAGCUCUCCUUUGUCUGUUUUUUAUUCGGUGUAUUUUUCUCUCAAACAGAGAGGAACCUGACUGUCUCAAAGGUUUUCACGAUACCAGAAUGUUAAACUUCCCUACAAUACUUGUAUGAAAAACCAUACUUGAAACCUCUUUUGAUACCAUGGCAAAAAGAAAAAAAAAGGCCUCGGUGCACAAAAUGGGAUCCAUUGUUCCAUCUGUGUGGCCUUGGGUUAAAAAAACUGAUGUGCUUUUCCAUAGCUGCGGUACUUUGGAUACUCUCCAGUGAUAAUGUUUUUGGUUUUAAACACAUGGAAUGGAUCCAGGAAGCUUCACACCGGCUUUGUGUUCUUCACUCCCUAACUGGUGAUUAGCAUGAUGGUGAACUGAGAGCAUGUUUGCUGCUUCAGGCAGAAGUCUGGUCCUAAUGAGACGUCACAUUCCACUUGUGUUUUUAUUUAUUUAUGUUUUAUAUUUCUGGAAUAAAUUGCCUUUAAUUGUUGAUUAUGAGAGGCUGUGUUGCCCACUGAGCUGCUUCUUCUGGUCUUUCCAAGUUUUUGAGGCACAUUAUUUCCAUGUUUUUCUCAUUGAUGACAUUCCUAAUCAGGAUUUUGAGCUCUUUUCCCUGUUGUAGUAAACUGGUAAAUAUAAUCACAUGAACUGUUUUGAUUUUUUUGAAGACACUGUUAAUUCUUUAAUCAUUGUUUUAUUACUAAAACAGUUUUUGUUAUGCACUGUACACUUGUUUUUGAUUUGACCUUUUGUCAUGUUGCAUUUCAUUUGAGCUGCAUUCCGAUGCUUGUAUGUAUAUUUGCUGUACAUGGAUGGAGAAUUGUGCUUAAAACACCUCAGAGGAGCCUGUUUUUGUUAUUCAUGCAAUAAAACAACGUGCACAUGAA